This is a messenger RNA of Malania oleifera, 1943 nucleotides long. Its product is annotated as transcription factor MYB105-like. NCBI's taxonomy places the organism in Eukaryota, Viridiplantae, Streptophyta, Magnoliopsida, Santalales, Ximeniaceae. Bases 348 to 1700 code for a protein of 450 amino acids. Gene Ontology annotation, biological process: regulation of DNA-templated transcription. Gene Ontology annotation, cellular component: nucleus. Gene Ontology annotation, molecular function: DNA-binding transcription factor activity, RNA polymerase II-specific; RNA polymerase II cis-regulatory region sequence-specific DNA binding. The transcript is spliced from 3 exons. The record is from RefSeq and is a predicted model, not a curated record.
AUAAUAUAAUAUAACAUGAGCAGCACCAGUGAAAUUGAAGUCAGGGUCAGUCAGGGUGGAUGGUUAACUGCUAAAAAUUUAAAACUCAUAUCCAGAGGGAGUCCGGGGAGGAGAAACCGUGUGGGCUUCUGUUAAAAACACUUGCUGUUUUUGCACUUUCAAACUCUUGCUCAAUUUCUUCCGACUGCAAACUUCUUUCUCCUUCCCUUCACUGUCUGUCAAACUUCCUUCUCAUUUUUAGUCUCACAAAGACCCUUUUUUUUAUUUUUUAUUUUUAUUGUUAUCUGCUCAUGAAGAUGACCAUGUAACAGUUCCAUAGCAGAAUCCGUCAGAGAGGAAAUGAAGGCAUGGCCAACAAGUGUGCUAUUUAUGCACCUGAUGACACAAAUGGUCUUGGCUGUUACCUCUCCUCUGCUUCUUCCUCAUCUUCUUCAUCUUCUUCCUCUUCUCCUUCUGCCCUCAUCUAUCCUUCUUCAAUGGGGAUGUUCUUUGCAGACAUGGGUUCUCUGUCCAUUAAUCCCAAUUGUGGGGUAACAUCAGCCAUUUCUUCUUCACAAGAGAGUUAUGCCUGCAAUGGCUACAGAGUGGAAAAUGAGAGAGCUUCUUGGGGCAUUCCUUUUAUGGGUGGAAACUGCAAUUUCAGAAACUUGGAGGACCAGCCCACCAUUGAUGUGGUGGAGGCAUUGGAGGGCAAGGGCUCCGAUGAUUGCAGUGAUGAUGUUGGAGAAAAUAAUGAGGCCAAUGUUCCCAAUGCUAGCUCAAAUGAGGAGAUCCCAAAUGAAGGAAUGGUCAGUAGAGCUGAUAGUGGACAGUCAAAGCUCUGUUCUAGAGGGCAUUGGAGACCUGCAGAGGACACCAAGCUUAAGGAACUUGUGGCUCUUUAUGGCCCCCAAAACUGGAAUCUUAUAGCAGAGAAGUUGGAAGGGAGAUCAGGUAAGAGCUGCAGGCUCAGAUGGUUUAACCAGUUGGACCCAAGAAUUAAUAGAAGAGCAUUUACUGAGGAGGAAGAAGAUAGGCUAAUGGCUGCUCACAGGUUGUAUGGUAACAAAUGGGCAAUGAUAGCUAGACUCUUUCCAGGAAGAACAGAUAAUGCAGUGAAAAACCACUGGCAUGUGAUAAUGGCUAGGAAGUACAGAGAACAAUCCAGUGCUUAUAGGAGGAGAAAGCUGAGUCAAUCUGUUUGCAGGAAGAUGGAAGAUGAUCCUGGCUUUGUCUACAGGGACACAGCAGCCACAAGGACUGAAACACAACCAUACUGUGCUGGUAUCUGCAAUGUGGGACUCAACAUCAACAAUCUAGCUUCUUUUCAAUUUGCAACCUCAAGUGGUGCUGGUGGAGUAAAUUAUGGGUCCAAUGGUUCGCCCCACCCGGCCUACGGAGAAGCCAUCUCUGGUAGCAAUGUUUCCUCUCACAAUGGGUUUUAUGCACAGCAGACAUCUUUUGAUUUCUUUCCUGGCCAUAGGAGCUCUGGCAAUGAUCACAACUUCUCAGGCUUCUAUGUUCAACACCACCCUUCAUUGAUGGUUGCAAUGCAACAAUCUAGCAAUCCUGACCCUUCUAGUUUCUCGGAUUCCACAGCUUCAGUCCCUCAAGUUUCAACCACUGAACCAUCAUCUUCAGCUUCAGAAAGCAGAGUAGGCAGUCACUUUGAGACCAAUCCACCGCCAUUCAUAGACUUUCUUGGGGUAGGAGCCACAUGAAAUUGGAAAGAGAACCGAAAAGGGUAUCCCAGAAUCAUCAAAGAGGACCUCAAAAAUAGCUGUGCCCUAAGAUAACCGGGACCAUUUGAGGUAAAGAGAAGGAUGUUUCUUUCAGUUUGGGUGACAGUAAAAUAUCUGCAUAAGUUUCUUGAAGUCGUGUCCUACUUACUAUCUUUUUCCUGUAACCCCCGUUCCCACAUGAAUUAAACACUUUUCAAUAAAUGACACCACUUUUUUCCCCAA